AUGGCUGAUGAUUCUGCAGACCAAGACCGCCACGUUCGCUUUCCCGAGUUAGAGAGGUCGGCCACCGCAGCAGACGAGCAGCAGCGACGCCAGGACGAUGCAGACAGACAAGCGGAAACCGGGCGCCGGCGCUCGAGUUCAGACCCCCUGGGGAAGAGGAGCCAGCGACCGGGCAUGUCCGUCAUACGCCCUAUGAGACGCAUGUCCAACAUUGGGAAGCACACCGCGAACCCCGACGACAAUCAGAACAAUCAGAACAAACGAAUGACCAGCACCGCCACCUUCAAUGGCCCCAACGGUCGCAAUCGCCUGGAUCAGAGCCUCGCCGACGUGCUCGACGUGAUCGAUCCCGAAGUGUCGACCCUGAACAAUGUGACCAAUAUCCAGAACUCGCUCUUUGUACCAGACCUGGGCAGAUUUAUCAAUCGACGACCAACUUUCAACCUGUCCAUGCCGCCCCAGUAUGACUCUAUCACUGAAGAAACCCAGGCCGAGAGAGCCGCCGAGAGAGCUGCACAAGAUGCCGAGCAGGGCUAUUCCUACAACUUCAACCACGCUGUCCUUCCUGAUGGUGUGUCGCUGGUGGGCUGGACCGACGAGGAGAUGGACGAACUGAACGACCACGUACGGCACAUGCUUCACUCGCGCCGCAGUAAGUUCAAGCGAACAAUGAAGGCUUUCGGCCAGUACGUCCGAAAGCCCCUGGGCUUCUUCGUGACACUGUAUGCAACCCUCAUCACGCUCUUCGGUCUUGCCUGGGUGCUAUUCAUUAUCGGCUGGAUUUACGUUGGCGAACGACAACUCUAUAUCAUGAACGUCAUCGACUACGUUCUUGUUGCCCUCUUUGCCGUUGUCGGCGAUGGUAUGAUACCAUUCCGCCUCAUAGAUACGUACCACAUGGCCUUCAUCGCACAUUAUCACCACUUGACGUGGAAACUCCGCAAGAAGAAGCAAAUGGCCGACCUCCAAGACAAGAACGACCUGCCCACUAACCCAGAACUGGAAGAGGCCCGUGACGAGGUAACGGUCCUUUCUGAAGACCAACAGGCCACGCUCGUCCACCAUCAGAACAAGUUCGCCAAGUCGCAUACCUUCUACAAACCGCACGAGACCAGGACGCACUACGCCUUCCCGCUCGACCUCCUGGUGGCCGUCGUCACCCUUUUGGACGUACACUCGUGCCUGCAGGUCUCUCUGGGUGCGACAACGUGGGGCAUCGACUACCACACGCGGCCACCGGCCAUCACCGCCACCAUUCUGAGCUGUUCGAUCGCCGUCAACAUUACGGCAGGGAUUCUGAUCACCAUUGGCGGACGCAAGACGCGCAAGAAGGACGUUGUCGAGCGUAUGUUCCGCCAGGAGCUGACGCGGGAGGCCAUCGACAAGAUCCGGCACCAGGGUAAGAAGGAGGGUGACGUAGACAAGGAGAUCAAGGCCGAGCGCGCCCUCGAGCAGACCCGUCAGACCGAGACUCUUGACGAGGCCAUGAAGAGUGACAUCCCCGCCGCGACGAGGGGGAGCAUCGAUAAGGGCCGGCAGAGCCUGGAUAGCAGCCGGCGUAGCAUGGAUAACAGCCGGCGUAGCGUUGAUAAUGGCCGGCGGAGCAUCGACAAGGGUCGGCGGAGCGAGGGUCGCGGCAUAGAAAGCAUGGAUAGGCUGAGACCGAUACCCUCGGGGCACCAGCUCUAA
Messenger RNA from Anthostomella pinea, 1689 nucleotides. Lineage: Eukaryota; Fungi; Ascomycota; Sordariomycetes; Xylariales; Xylariaceae. The record is from the annotation of a GenBank genome assembly.